UCGACACAACGAUCUGUUUCGUGUAUCUUGCACAAAAUCUUAAGUGUUAAGCUCAGCUCCGGAUCAUUCUCUCCGAUUAAUCUUUCGCUCUUUUGAUUUCAUGGUGAAUCCGUUCGCCUUCACUCUCUCCGCGUAACCCCUAGCUGUAUCUGAAACCCUAACUCGUUGUUGCGUUUGAAUACUAUCGAGCUCGUAGUCCGUCCCCUUUUCGGAGCAUUCUUUGAUUGGUGUGCUGAAGCGGUUUAGUUUCUGAUCGGGUUAGCUUUUUUUGAGUUUGAACAGUCUGAGGCUGCAAUGAGUAUUCAACCUAUUCAGUCGGAAACUUCAUCAAAUGGGGAGCAAGCAUUCAAUGGGGAAGCUGGAAGCUUAAAGAGGAAUUCACAAGAUCGAUUAGUGUACCUCACGACAUGUGAGAUCGGGCAUCCUGUGGAAGUGCAUCUAAAAAAUGGAUCGAUGUAUAGUGGUAUAUUUCAUGCUGCUGAUGUAGAGAAGGAUUAUGGAAUCAUUCUAAAGAUGGCAUCCUUGAUUAAAGAAGGUACUUUACGAGGCCAUAAAUCCCGUUCCGAGUUUGUCAGAAAGCCGCCGUCCAAGACAUUCAUUAUUCCUGCAGAUGAACUUGUGCAAGUUGUAGCUAAGGAUCUAUCUGUAUCCUGGAAUGGCAUGUCAAAUGCAGUUCAGAGUGAGAAGCCGGGGGAGCUGUUGACAGACUCUUCUAUAUCACAGUCUUAUCAUGUUGAUAGGGAAAGACAGCUGAAACCCUGGGUACCUGAUGAGAGUGUUCCACAGCGUGCAGAUUUGGAGAAUGUGUUUGAUAGCCCUUGGAAUAGGAAAUGGAAUCAGUUUGAGGCGAAUGAGUCACUGUUUGGAGUAAAAAGCACUUUCGACGAAGAACUCUAUACCACAAAACUUGAGAGAGGGGCUCAGAGUAAAGAGUUGGAAGAGCAAGCCCGGAGGAUUGCGAACGAGAUUGAGGGUGAGACUACCCGAGAUCUUCAUGUAGCAGAGGCCUUCAGUUUAGUGUGAAAUCUGAUUUUGACGAGGAAGCCAGAUACUCAUCUGUCCGUCGAGUUACUGGAUUAGAUGAUAGUGGGUUGGGCGAGGAGGACAACGAACUGCUGGAUAUUAUGACUUUUGGUAGUUUAACUAUUUCUGAAUCCCAGGAGCUAGUUUCUGGUGGCAAGAAGGGUUGUAAAGAAUCAUGGGGUGACAUUCAGUCUUCGCGGGAUAAUACAAAUGUAGAUCAAAGCUGCUCGACCUCUAAGCAGCAAUCCAAAGAUCGUGGAUUAGAUGAUAGUGGGUUGGGUGAGGAGGACAACGUACUGCCGGAUAUUAUGACUUUUGGUAGUUUAACUAUUUCUGAAUCCCUGGAGCUAGUUUCUGGUGGCAAGAAGGGUUGUGAAGAAUCAUGGGGUGACAGUCAGUCUUCGCGGGAUAAUAGAAAUGUAGAUCAAAGCUGCUCGACCUCUAAACAGCAAUCCAAAGAUCUACCUGCCGCAGGAAGCAGUAUCAGUGAGAGCCAGCUAGAUGAGCGAAGAAGAACCAACAAUGAUCAAGAGGUUUCACACAAUAACAGAUCAGCUGAGGAAUCAACUUCUGGCCAUGGAGAUAUCAACGAAAGUGUAAAAAUUGGUGGUGGUGCAACAUCGGCGUCGAAGGCUGUUACUGAAAGAGAAAGUCAAGUCAGUCAAGGUUCUGGUCAAACAAAAUCUGAAAGCUCUUUUGGGCAGUCGGCUUCUAGAAGUUCAGAAAGCCGCCCAGUUCCUUCAACAUCAAGUCGUCCUGGGCUAUCACCAAGCUCAUCAAUUGGUUCUAUGACCUCAUCAGAAAAGUCCACACUUAAUCCGAAUGCAAAGGAAUUCAAAUUCAAUCCAAAAGCGAAGAGUUUCAAUCCAGCACAACCAGCUGCUGCGAGACCUCAAGCUCCAAUCCCAGAUGACUCAUUCUACUACCCUGGUCCUAAUCAUGUUGCUCCUGUUCAGCAGAUGCCUGGAAUGCCGCCUGUUAAUUACGGAGUCCCGCCAUAUCCUGGCAACCAACCACCGAUGAUGAUGUAUCAUCCUCAAGCCUAUUAUCAUCAUCCAGGCGGACAACCCCAGUACCCGCAGCAGCAAAUGGUGCCUGGUCAGCAGCAGCAAAUGAUACCUGGUCAGCAGCAGCCUAGGCCAGUGUAUUACACGUACCAGCAGCCUCCUCCUUACCAGCAGGACAUGCAAUAUCCUCCUAAUCAAGGACGAGAGUAAUGAGUACCAGAUGGUGAUGAUGCUGUUUUUUUUUUUCGGUGAAGGGAGGACGUGAACGAACCCUCUAGUUUUAUUCACGCUCUUCUUUCUUCUCUCUCCCUUGUUCAAUUACUGAAACCAUUUUUUUUUUUUUUUUUAGAUUCCACUUUAUCUGGUUUUGAUAUUUCGUGCUGAAAAAAAAGCAAAAAGUGAAAAAGAUCCACCUGUAGUCUGUACUGAGUGUACUCUCUGCAUUUUUGUUAUGUAUCAGAGAUAAGAGUUUAGGUUUUUCUCUCGUGUGUCUUCUUCA
Messenger RNA from Camelina sativa (false flax), 2529 nucleotides. Lineage: Eukaryota; Viridiplantae; Streptophyta; Magnoliopsida; Brassicales; Brassicaceae. The record is from RefSeq and is a predicted model, not a curated record.